Cladocopium goreaui is the source of this 864-nucleotide messenger RNA. Lineage: Eukaryota; Dinophyceae; Suessiales; Symbiodiniaceae. The record is from the annotation of a GenBank genome assembly.
AUGAGUAUCCGCAUGCUUUGUGAGUUUCGUGAGCUGCCCCGCCGUGCCCUGCUGGCCGCCCUCUUCACCGUCGAAGGCGCGGGAGCCGCGGGCGCGGCGGAGGCCAAGACGGUGCUGGUGGCGGGCGCCACGGGGCAGACGGGGCGACGCAUCGUGGAGCGCUUGGCCAAGCAGGGAGGCCUCGCGGUGAUUGGUGGAGUACGUGAUGUGACCAAGGCAAAGAGCGAGCUGGGCAAGAGUUCCAUCGCCAUUCGCGGGGCGAUGGUCGAUGAGGUGAAGGCAGUGGAUACCAAGGGGGUUGAGCUGAAGACCCUGGACGUGGCCAAGGACGCAGUGGACACCCUGGCGGCGACGCUCACGGGCACGGACGCGCUGAUCAUUGCCACGGGCUUCGUCCCGGGCAAUCCCUUCGCGAUGAAUGCGGAGGCGCAUGCGGUAGAUAACCUGGGCACCAAAGCCUUGGUGGACGCGGCCAAGAAGUCGGGCGUCAGCAAAAUUGUCCUGGUCUCGUCGAUUUUGACCAACGGCCGCGGCUGGGGACAAGAGAACAGUCCUGGCUUCCAGGUCACCAAUGCUUUCGGCCAGGUGCUGGACGAGAAACUGGAAGCUGAAAAGUACCUGAGAGCUUCUGGCAUUGACUACACCAUCGUCAGGCCCGGAGGGCUCAAGGCCAGUGCUCCUGCUGGAGGCUUAGUGGUGUCUAAAGAGGACACACUGAACAGCGGAGAGAUCAGCCGAGACCUCGUGGCGGACGUCAGCAUUGCGGCGGUCUUUGACUCAAAGGCGUCCAACAAGGUCGUUGAGAUUAUCGAGGAUGAGAACAUUCAGCAGCCCUCAAAGGACAAAUGGUUUGCGUCGAUAUAG